AUGCCGUUAAUCGUGCCAAUCCUACGCAUGUUUAUGCUAUUUUUGAAUAUUUGGGACACAUUUAAAACACUCAAGCCACCUCCCUACAAAAUUCGCAAUGGAAAGGCAGAACCACCAACUGUACGGAGUGUUACUCAGAGGAAACGCGAUUUGAAGGGAUGCUUGGCUGUCUGGAUUGUUUGGUGCUGCUUCUCGACAUACGAGCGACUUGUGGAGCCAAUAAUUUCGCUUUUCAUACCUUUUUAUAACGAGCUGAAGUCUCUUGUCAUAUUAUUUCUCAUAUUCACGAGAGCAAGAGGCGCAGAACCCAUAUUUCUUCAUCUUUUGCGACCUAUGCUACGACCGUACACAAAGUCCAUUGACAAUUCACUUGAGCUGUUCCGUUUGAUUGGCGACCUUCUUUUCGCUAUCAUAUCUUUCCCGUUACGACCCGUUGCUGCGUUAUUGCCGUCGUUUUUUGGACCUAGAAGUCUUGGAGACGAUAUACCCCCUCCAUACUCUGAAGAUCCAGCAGCCGGAGACCAACACAUACCGCCCUCCGAUUUCCAGCAAUCAAGUGUUCAUGUUUCCACAUUUCACCUGGCAGACCCAACUGCAGACAUGGAAUGGCGACAAUACCCUAAUCUACCCUCCGCAUAUCCACCUACUCCACUUGUCACGUCAUCACGUUUGCCUGUUCAAGGUCAUGUUGGAUAUGAUGCAAGCUCUGCUGCAGGUCCGCACACGAUCUGGAUUCCACCUGUUGUAGACGAAGACGAAGAAGACGAUGGCGAAAAUCAACAGGGUUUUCGUAGGUCGCUCUUGCCGCCCCGUGUGCCAUUACACCCCGGCCUCGGAAAUUAUGACGGCUUGAGCGACGAAAGUGAUAGAGGGGCCGAAAAUCAUCAAAUAAUAGAGAUAGCUGAUUUUCAAAGCAAUGGCAGAGCUAGUGGUGAAACUAGUAGCGCAGAAGAGACAGACGAUAUGGAGAUGGAUGACGAUGAGAGGAAUCAUCGACACAGCUCAGAUGGUGAUGCGGGUACUGAUUCAGAGGAAGAUUCGUUCAACAUAACGCUUCAAACUCCCCGUGUCCCUCUAUCGUUGCAGCCAUCGUCUGCUACAAUGUCGAGGUCGACAAUCCGGCUGCGCGCAAGUGCGCGGUCGGUAUUUGCUGACCUAGAACGAGAAACAGAAGGAAGAAGACAUCUAUCCGGAUCCGUUCUUUUACCUCCUUUAGACACGACUUCCAAAUCGGGCCAAGGAAGUUCGCCGUCUUCGAUUGACUCAGGAUCCUUGUCUAUAUCCUCAGGCGACGACAGUGCGUUCAUGUCGUUGCCAAAUCCACAUUCAGUCGUACCUUCCCUGAUUCCCAUAUCCGGCACCAAGAAUGACGAUAGCAUGAGUGACUCCUCUCUCGGAAGUGCUCCAGGUGCGGGCCCUGCGACAACCACAAUACGCUCAAUCUCACCAACUGGGCGUGGUAGGAAGAGGUCCCAUAGUCGCAGCUUCCCUCCCGAGCAUUCCCAGAGAUACACAAGAUCAAACGCGUUAACAUUCGCUGGUUCCACUUUGCAGCGAUUGUCUUCCAAUGAAUCAUCGUCAUCGUCUCGUGCGCCUUCCCCAUCAAAUGAUGCCGAUGUCCACGAGGCUGUCGCGGAUACGACUUUAAAGGACAUACGGGUACUCGUUGAUGUCGAGCCUAUAUCUCCGUCAUCAGCGUCUCCAGUUGAAACACAACUCGGCGAUGUAAAAUCCAAUAAUCCUACAGGGGAAAAUGCAGACGAAGUACAACCUGCAGAAGGGUCAGUUGCAGGACCUCGCAAGAGACGGAAAGUUGUUUCUCUGUCUUCUGGCCCUGGUCAGGGGGGCCCGCCGACCUCCGAAUCUGAACCCACUUCACGAAGUCAUACAGGUUCUAUACCAAAGCCAUCUGAUGCUUUUUCGUCAGAUAAAAGGAAGAAAGGAUUUCUAUCGACUCGCACCCGACGUCAACUUUCAGGAGCGUCGACUUCGGCUUCGGAGGGUACAGAUGGUCCAUCUAGUUCGGAUAAUGAUAGAUCCACGAGGCCUGCUUCCAGCUCUAAGGGCAAGGGUAGGUCUGCUACACCCAGUUCAACACGGGUUUCUUCUGUUCCCACUCGAAGACAAUUCGAUGUUUCUCAUAAAUUAGCAGGGGCAUCGGCGUCAAUCAGAAUGACGAGGUCUACGGUUGGGCUAGCACCGACGGCUGGCACCGGUACCGAGGCAUCGGCGAAUGACCAUCCUCUGCGCUUAGCCAGGGCCCGGGCCAAGAAACGGGUCUGA
Messenger RNA from Lentinula edodes (shiitake mushroom), 2283 nucleotides. RefSeq lists its product as uncharacterized. The record is from RefSeq and is a predicted model, not a curated record. Lineage: Eukaryota; Fungi; Basidiomycota; Agaricomycetes; Agaricales; Omphalotaceae. The coding region runs from base 1 to 2283 and encodes 760 amino acids. The transcript is spliced from 3 exons.